This is a messenger RNA of Hemibagrus wyckioides, 2285 nucleotides long. RefSeq names its product membrane-associated ring finger (C3HC4) 8 (gene marchf8). The transcript is spliced from 9 exons. The record is from RefSeq and is a predicted model, not a curated record. Gene Ontology annotation, cellular component: lysosome; early endosome membrane; cytoplasm. Bases 202 to 1863 code for a protein of 553 amino acids. Gene Ontology annotation, molecular function: MHC protein binding; ubiquitin protein ligase activity; zinc ion binding. Gene Ontology annotation, biological process: protein polyubiquitination; immune response; antigen processing and presentation of peptide antigen via MHC class II. Lineage: Eukaryota; Metazoa; Chordata; Actinopteri; Siluriformes; Bagridae.
UUUUUUCUCUUAUACGUCUCGUUCUUAUUAACGCGGAAGUCUCAGUGACAUGACGCACUCAGUCAGAUGGAGACAGAGAAAUAAUCAAAACAUCGCGUUUUCUUCAGGCCGAGGGAGAGGUCGUGAUUAAUGGUUCUCUCCAUCAUGCUGCUGCUGGUGGGCUGGUUUCUGUGUUUGUGAGAUCUACACUGGCCUGCUGGGAUGAACAUGCCACUGCAUCAGAUCUCUGUCAUCCCCCGGGAUGUCACUUCCUCCAGGGGGUCUGGCAGCAGCGGAAAGGCUAAGGAUAAGGACAAGGACCGGGACAAACAGAAUGAGAAACCACUGGGUCAUUCUGCAAGCAGGUCCAGCAACAUUUCAAAGGCAGGGAGCCCGACUUCUGUGAACGCCCCCUGUGGCUUCUCUCGAACUUCUGUCACGCCUUCAAACCAGGACAUCUGCAGUUCUAAUGCUAGUGCUCCAGCUCAGGAGCAGUUCUCUCAGAAACCUGCGCAGACUGCUGUGGUUUUGCUCAACUCCACUGACAAACACUGGCCAUCACAGAGCAUCACUAUGACAACACUCUGUCUUGAUUCACCCAUCAAACCCAAAAAUAAAUCUGUCUUUGGAGCCGAGUGGCUCUCACUGUUAAAGCCCUCGGUCAACCUCCGGCCGCACGCCAGCACGCUCAAGUUCUCCAAGUCCCUGAAUGACGUGGGUCAGAAGAUGGAUGGGCUGUGCAGUCUGCACUUCGCUGAACGCACAUGCUCAGAUGGCGAGUUGCGCUCUGAUAUGAAAGGAGAUGCAGAAUGUGGGCACCAGGCCAAGACUCUCGUGGUCAAGUUGACUCGCCUGCCUCCUCUCUACCCUUCUCAACACACCUCCUUCUCAACCACAUAUAGCUAUGCAAGCGCUCAACCUGCUGACAUUCAGAAGAGCUCCAAUCUGCUGCGCUUAUUCUUCCCAUUCCCACGCUCCUCCACAGCGGGCAGCUUGCCCCUGGGUGAGCUGGCCUCCUGUGCCAAGCCAUCCAGUGCCUUGCUGGAGGUGAAUGAGGUGUGCAGUGAGGAGAUAGGUGAUGAUGAUGUGUUUGAGGAGGAGUACUCCGGAUGGAGGCUGAAGGCUGCGGAGCAGCAAGCUCCUCUCUGCUCCCUGGAGGAAGAUGGAGAUCUGGACCGUCGCUUCUCGCCACUGAUGGAGAAAACAGGUCCACCCUCACCGUACUCUCUGACUGGGGAUUGCUGCAGGAUUUGUCACUGCGAGGGUGAUGAGGACAGUCCGCUGAUCACGCCGUGCCAUUGCACAGGCAGCCUGCGCUUCGUGCACCAGGCCUGUCUGCAGCAGUGGAUCAAGAGCUCAGACACGCGCUGCUGUGAGCUCUGCAAGUUCGAGUUCAUCAUGGAGACCAAACUAAAGCCACUGCGCAAGUGGGAGAAGCUGCAGAUGACAGCCAGCGAGAGGAGGAAGAUCAUGUGCUCCGUCACUUUCCAUGUCAUUGCCAUUACGUGCGUGGUCUGGUCACUGUACGUCCUGAUCGACCGCACUGCAGAAGAGAUCAAACAAGCCAGAAGAAUACCAGGGAUUUUGGAGUGGCCUUUCUGGACCAAGCUUGUGGUGGUGGCUAUCGGCUUCACCGGCGGACUGGUUUUCAUGUAUGUGCAAUGCAAAGUCUAUAUCCAGCUGUGGAGGAGACUUAAAGCCUACAACAGAGUGAUAUAUGUGCAAAACCGACCAGAGACCUAUAAAAAGACUAUUUUCGAUAAACCUGUACUUAUGGAGCCAAACUUGGAUAAUAAAGAGGGUUUCGGGCCAGCGCAGUCGGACACAAACUCUUCGCAGUAUACAGAGACUGAGGACUACAGCAUGGAGAUACUGCACGUGUGAGCAGCACACGCACAGCCCAAUUCCAUGGGACCAGAUGAUGCUUUGCCUCCUGCCAGGGGACAGGUGGCACCACACAGCAGUGGGCAGAGUAACUGAGACGGAACUCCUUCUGUUUUCUAGGUGUUUUCUUUGUUUUUGUCUGUUCUGUUCCUGUAAGUUGUUGGCUAGCCAUUAUGAGUCGGUGUACACCAGGUCCAACUACUGCCAUUGUACUGCUCUUGUAUGAGAUGUGUGAAGCACCACUCGAGCUGUGUACCUCUGUGCUCACCGUGUGUGUGUGUGAUUGAGUAUGUGUCUCUGCGCUGGUUCUAAUGGAGUCCUUAACAAUGCAUUUAAGCACUUUUUAGUUUCCUCUUUUAAGGCUCUCCUGUUUUAAUACCCAUACAUUUAUAUAUACAUGAGGAAAAAAAAAAAAAAAACAA